This is a messenger RNA of Lemur catta (Ring-tailed lemur), 2139 nucleotides long. It is a transcript of the gene FBLN7, whose product is annotated as fibulin 7. Gene Ontology annotation, molecular function: calcium ion binding. Bases 126 to 1454 code for a protein of 442 amino acids. The transcript has 8 exons. The record is from RefSeq and is a predicted model, not a curated record. Lineage: Eukaryota; Metazoa; Chordata; Mammalia; Primates; Lemuridae.
CUGCCCGAGCCGCUCCGGGGCCACGCGGCGCCCGCACCCCGCAGGGGCGGCUGCGGCAUCGCUGGGACCCACUCGGCGGGGGAGGCAGACGAAGUUAUUCCCUGCUCCCCGGCAGCGAGAUUCCGAUGGGCAAGAUGGUGCCCAACUCUCUGCCCGCACUCUUCCUUCUGCUGCUGCUCCUCGCCUGUCCCGAGUCGCGGGCUUCCCAGAACUGUCUCAGCAAACAGCAGCUCCUCUCAGCCAUCCGCCAGCUGCAGCAGCUGCUGAAGGGCCAGGAGACGCGCUUCGCCGAGGGCAUCCGCCACAUGAAGAGCCGGCUGGCAGCGCUGCAGAGCUCUGUGAGCAGGGUGGCCCCGGAUGCGCUGCCAGUUUCCUGCCCAGCUCUGAACGCCCCUCCAGAUGGCAAAAAGUUUGGAAGCAAGUACUUAGUGGAUCACGAAGUCCAUUUUACCUGCAACCCCGGGUUCCGGCUGGUUGGGCCCAGCAGCGUGGUGUGUCUUCCCAAUGGCACCUGGACGGGGGAGCAGCCCCGCUGUAGAGAUAUCAGCGAAUGCUCCAGCCAGCCUUGUCAAAAUGGUGGAACGUGUGUAGAAGGAGUCAACCAGUACAGAUGCGUGUGUCCUCCAGGAAGGACUGGGAGCCGCUGUCAGCACCAGGCCCAGACUGCCGCCCCCGAGGGCAGCGUGGCCGGCGACCCCGCCUUCAGCCGCGCGCCGCGCUGUGCGCAGGUGGAGCGGGCCCAGCACUGCAGCUGCGAGGCCGGCUUCCACCUGAGCGGCGCCGCGGGAGACAGCGUCUGCCAGGAUGUUAACGAGUGUGAGAUCUACGGGCAGGAGGGGCGCCCCCGGCUCUGCAUGCACGCCUGUGUGAACACCCCAGGCUCCUACCGCUGCACCUGUCCCGGCGGGUACCGGACCCUGGCCGACGGGAAGAGUUGUGAGGAUGUCGAUGAGUGUAUGGGCCCACAGCACAUGUGUCCCCAGGGGACCACGUGCAUCAACACUGGUGGAGGCUUCCAGUGCGUCAGCCCCGAGUGCCCCGAGGGCAGCGGCAAUGUGAGCUAUGUGAAGACAUCUCCAUUCCAGUGCGAGCGAAACCCCUGCCCCAUGGACAGCAGACCCUGCCGCCACCUGCCCAAGACUAUCUCCUUCCAUUACCUGUCUCUGCCCUCCAACCUGAAGCCACCCAUCACACUCUUCCGCAUGGCCACGGCCUCAGCUCCUGGCCGACCCGGGCCCAACAGUCUGCGGUUUGGGAUCGUGGGCGGGAACAGCCGCGGCCACUUUGUGAUGCAGCGCUCAGACAGGCAGACGGGGGAGCUGAUCCUCGUCCAGACCCUGGCGGGGCCUCAGACGCUGGAGGUGGACGUUGACAUGUCAGAAUACCUGGACCGCUCCUUCCAGGCUAACCAUGUGUCCAAGGUCACCAUCUUCGUGUCCCCCUAUGACUUCUAAGAGUGCCAUGGGGGUACGGAGAUCUGGCUCAUUUCUCUUCCUGGAAGACUCCACUUUGGGCACUGCCUGUGACAGACAUCUCUCCCCUCCUGCCUUGUCCCUGCCCACAUGCCUGUUCACCCAGGCUUCUAGGGCAGUGCUGCACACUGUCCCAUGGCGGGGCACAGAAGGGCAGCCACAAAACCCAAACUGCUGCCAUCACAUUCUUUUCUGCUUUGAGCCCCUUCCCUUAGAUGAUGCACUAACUUUCUCAAACCUUUUUUGGGGGAUGGGCAGCUUUUCAAAAUGCUGUGCAAAUGGUGUGAGUUUCAACUAGCUGGGAAGGGAAAAGCUCGCGGUGUGUGUCAGGUGAUUUUUGGCCUUUCUGCACUGUUACAGCCAAGCUUGCUCUGAAUGAGGUGGUUCUGGUUAUGCUGAGAGUCCAGCCACGCCUCUGCUCAUGUGGCAUAGGGGGUGACGUCUCCUCCCACGACCCCACCCAAUAUGUUGUCUGCCUUCCCCCUGACACGCCUGCUGGCCUUCUCAUCAGAGAGUCACGGGAGGGCCUGUAAACUCCAUGCAAUCCUUCUAGACCAAGGAACCAUCAUUAAAGCAUGGAUUCUGCCUGGGUUACCUCCCUUUUGAGAAAUCCUAUCUCAACUACAUAUCUGAUAUUAUAACUGAAGAAAUAAAGUCUGUUGCUCCU